CACAUUCUACACCUCUGAAUUCUGUAAAAACUCGAUUAUACAUUGGCCUUGUAACUGACGCAUUUACAGAAUAUGCAUAUGAUGCCGAGAUAGCAGGUCUUGCUUAUUAUCUCUACAAUCAUAAUGAAGGAAUAAUUGUGACAAUUCAAGGUUACAACGAUAAAUCGCCUUUACUUCUCCGUAAUAUUGUUGAAAAAAUGAAAUCAUUCCAAAUUGAUCCAAAUCGAUUUCAAAAAAUAAAAGAAGAAUUAAAAAGAUCAUAUGACAAUCGUUCACUGGAUUCUCCUAGUUAUCAAGCCAUGUAUUACAGAAGUUAUGCAACCACUCAAAAAUCAUGGACACACAAAGAAAAAAGUAAAUUAUUAGAUAAAAUCCAAUAUGAGGAUGUACAGCACUUUUAUCCAUCUUUAUUUGAUCAAUUACUGUUUGAAGGGUUUGUUCAGGGAAAUAUGAGUCGAGAAGAUGCGUUAGAUAUGAUCAAAAUUUUAGAGGAUACAUUGAAACCAUCCGAGGAAAUUUUAAAAUCACAAUUAACAGGAAAUAGAAGUGUGUGUAUACCUGAUGGAAAAAAAUUCUUUUAUACGAUGGAGGUUUCAGAUGAAAAAGAAAUUAACAGCGCUAUAGAAUAUUACAUACAAGUUGGUGAUGUAAUGGAUAAAGAUUUGAGAGCUAAGUUAGCAUUAGUAGGACAAAUUUCUGAGGAACCUUCUUUUGAUCAACUAAGAACUAAGGAACAAUUGGGAUAUUAUGUUUGGAGUACAGUAGAGGAAGGAACAGGUUCAAUGGCACUCAGAAUUAUUAUUCAAAGUGAAAAAGAUCCUAUUUAUUUGGAAAAUAGGAUCGAAGAAUUUUUAAUUAAAUUACAGACAAUAAUUGAAGAUAUGCCAGAAGAAGAAUAUAAAAAAGAAAUAGCUUCAUUGAUUAGUAAGAAGUUAGAAAAACCCAAAAAUUUAAGUGAAGAAAGUUAUAAACAUUGGUGCCAUAUUUACUCUGGCUAUUAUGAAUUUGAUCAAGUUGAGACUGAUGUAUCGAACAUACGUGAAAUCGCAAAAACCGACCUUCUAGAAUUCUAUAAAACCUAUAUUCAUCCCCGUUCACCUGUACAGAAAAAACUUUCAAUUCAUUUGAAAUCCAAAAAUCUUGCAUUAUUAAAAAGGUUUGAUUUAAUUGAUAUUAAAAAGUUGCAUGCGCUUAUAACUUCUCAAGGAUUCGCAAGUAUUACAGAAGAUGAAUUAAAGGGUGCUAUUGAUAUUCUGAAAGUUCAAAGUGCUGGGAAAGAUGCUCAGAAAAUUGAAAUGGAGAUUAAAAAAUUAUUUUUGAAAAAAGUUAGUGAGAUGAAUAGUGACCAAGAAAUAAGUAAAGAAGUAGAGACAACACUGGAUAACUUAUGUAAAGAUUUCAUGAAUUUAAUUUUUGAAGAUGGAAAGGCAGAAACGAAAAAUAAGGAUGAAAAGAAGGAUGAAUAUGAGUUAUCAUCUGGUAACGAGAUGAUUGAUGAUCUAUUUUUAUUCAAAAGCAGAAUGAAAUUAAGUCCUGAUGCUAUGCCUGUUUUACCAUGGAGUAGUUAUUAUGAGAAUUAA
Racocetra fulgida is the source of this 1580-nucleotide messenger RNA. The record is from the annotation of a GenBank genome assembly. NCBI's taxonomy places the organism in Eukaryota, Fungi, Glomeromycota, Glomeromycetes, Diversisporales, Gigasporaceae.